Molecule: messenger RNA, 6326 nt
Organism: Pieris brassicae (large cabbage white)
Lineage: Eukaryota; Metazoa; Arthropoda; Insecta; Lepidoptera; Pieridae
Product: putative fatty acyl-CoA reductase CG5065
Exons: 12
Coding region: 222-1784 (520 amino acids)
Biological process (GO): long-chain fatty-acyl-CoA metabolic process
Cellular component (GO): peroxisome
Molecular function (GO): alcohol-forming very long-chain fatty acyl-CoA reductase (NADP+) activity
Source: RefSeq, a predicted model, not a curated record
CCCGAUUGAUUUUUUUAUUCCAUACGCUCUUACACCGGCUUCGACAAAAACACCGAAACGACAGCGACUUUUAUAAAUAAAACCUUCAUUUGAGACGUUCAAAAAUAAAUAACCCAUUUAUAAUGUGCCAGUGAAGUUUGUGUUACCGUAAUUUCGAAAAUAGAUGGCAGGUAGAAGGCAUGAAGUGAAUUGAACGCACACAUAGCAUAACCGUUGUCAAGAUGGCCUGCCUUCCCUUCCCGAGCCAGGAGUAUGUGCCCGUCGCCGAGUUUUACGCCGAGAAGUCUAUAUUUGUCACGGGGGGCACGGGAUUCAUGGGAAAGGUGUUAGUCGAGAAAUUGUUGCGAAGCUGUCCUAAAAUAAAGAACAUAUAUUUGUUGAUGAGGCCUAAACGGGGUCAGGAUGUGGCGUCACGGCUUAGCGAACUUACACAGUCACCGUUAUUCGAGACAUUAAGAAGAGAGAGACCGCAGGAGUUGACCAAAAUAGUUCCGAUAGUGGGAGACAUUACGGAGCCGGAGUUGGGCAUCAGUGCUGCCGAUCAAACCAUGCUGUGUCAAAAGGUUUCAAUAGUUUUCCAUUCAGCUGCAACUGUCAAGUUUGAUGAGAAACUGAAGCUGUCGGUAACCAUCAACAUGCUGGGAACUCAACAGUUGGUUCAACUGUGUCAUCGUAUGCUAGCUUUGGAAGCCCUAGUACACGUUUCCACAGCGUACUGCAACUGCGAGCGCGAAGCGGUCGAGGAGACAGUGUACGCGCCUCCAGCGCACCCGGAACACGUCGUCACGCUGGUGCAGACGCUGCCAGAUGAGCUGGUCGAUAGGAUCACGCCGGAUCUAGUCGGUGACAGACCAAAUACAUAUACAUUUACCAAAGCUUUGGCGGAAGACAUGCUUAUCAAGGAAUGCGGGAAUCUGCCGGUUGCCAUCGUCAGACCUUCGAUUGUGCUGUCGUCUGUCAAAGAGCCAGUAAAAGGAUGGGUGGACAACUGGAAUGGUCCCAACGGAAUAAUUGCGGCGGUCGGAAAGGGUGUCUUCAGGUCCAUGUUGGGCACUGGGAACAAGGUGGCAGACCUAGUUCCAGUUGAUACUGUGAUUAAUCUGAUGAUAGUCUGCGCUUGGAGGACGCAUUUGAGACGUGGCGAAGGGGUAGUGGUAUAUAAUUGUUGUACCGGACAACAGAACCCCAUCACGUGGCGUCGCUUCGUCAAGACUAGCUUUAAAUAUAUGAGAAAACAUCCUUUUAGUGGCCUAGUAUGGUACCCUGGAGGAGACAUCACGAACAACCGUCUCAAACAUCGGAUUCUAAUGUUACUUCAGCAUCGGGCACCGGCAGCUCUCUUUGAUAUCCUCACUGCUAUCACGGGCAAUAAACCUUCAAUGAUGCGCGUUCAAAGCAAAUUAGAAAAGGCCUCGUCCUGCUUAGAGUAUUUCACGACGCGGCAGUGGGCGUUCAGCGACGACAACGUGAAGGCCCUCUGCACCUAUCUCUCGCCACAGGAUAGAACCACUUUCGACUUCGACGUCAGCAAGAUCGACUGGGACGCGUAUAUCGAGUCGUACGUUUUGGGGAUCCGGAGGUUUCUCUUCAAGGAGAGCCCCGAAACGUUGCCAAAGUCGCGAGCUAUUUUAUGGCGGUUACACAUAGUUCAUACUUUAACCAAAGUGGCGACAGUUUUCAUCCUUUGGCGAUUUUUGUUCAGUCGCUCGAAUGCUCUACGGACGCUUUGGCAUCGAAUCUGGGACUUAUUAUCUAGAAUUGCUCGCCUCCUACCGAUCGCCUGAUGCUUAAUAUAAUAUUAUUAGGGGCUUCUGCAUUCUAAUCGAUUUUGUUUCACGCUAUUUCCACGGUUAGCUCAGGAGAUGGCGCCGCUUAGUCUGUGCGACUUUUGACAUUGACGACUUGACAGGUUAUUACAUUUAUGUUGACGUCGGCAUUUAUGUCUGCGAAUGACCUGUUAUUAUAGAAUUUGUUACCGAUUUAACUGCCACUUUGAUUUCCUGAAAUCUAAAUAGAAUUUAUGAAUUUACUAAUUUUCUAACUUAAUUGACAAGAAAAAAGGUUGAAAGUCGCACGGUAUCUUUCUCUUCCCAGCUAAGCCUUUAAUUCGUUACCUUAUUGUUACAAUGUAACGUUAAUUAAUAUAUUUUGUAACAACACUCGCGUCCGUCUUAUUUGAGAUGAUCAUAAAACGUAAUUUCUAAUUAAAAAAUUAAUGAUCGAAACGAAAUUUAGAAAACCUGUUCACAGUAAAUAUGUUUUAUCAAUAUAUUAUCUGAAUUUAAGUCAACUUAAUAAAAGGCAUUUGUGAUCUUCCCAAGUUUUUCGCGCGCGAGUAUAUAUCAGCUCAAUACGUAAUCAAUUAAUGGUGAAUUAGUUCAAAACUGUUAUUAAUAUAUGUAUUGUAUAUGUACAAUAGUAAAAAUUAACAAUCCAAUACACCUGUAAGUUCUCGAAAUGUUCUUAAGAUCCGUUAAAAUCUGUGGGUAUUUUUCAUAAGAUGUCAGUUUUUAGGUAAAGGAACGUAAAAUGUAAUGUCAAAUGUCCUGCGGGGUUAUUCUCGGCAAUUGAAAGCUUUCCACGCGGAAAGUGUCAGCUGUCAUAUUCCGUACCAUGUUUGUCUUUUGCCCUUUCCGUUCGGAAUUCGUUUCAUUGUGUUGAAUAAUUUUCCGUGUCGUACGGGCACCAUUUUGACUUGGCGGCGCAGAAUCUUAACUAUUGAAAUUGCUCUUUGCCUAACUGCUAACUGAGAUCUUUCCAAGCUGUCAUGUCAAACUAUCUUGAUAUUUCAUUUGUCCGGUUUCAUAUGUUACUGACAGUGUGUUCUAUACUUAUCUAAUUUAAUCAAGUCAAUAAUUGGUUAGGCGUCGUUUUUAUUAAUUCAAAAAUUUGUGUUUACGCGGUGAUUAAAGGAGAUAGAUGAUUUUCUGUUAUUAGAUUGAUUUAGUUUUUAUGGCCGUGAUUGAAGGUAGACUUUAACACAAAUAAAUUUUAAUGCGCCUAUUGGAUACAGACCGUAGUUAUUAUUUUCUUGCGCAAUACUACUACCGAUCCGAACAUACUGUCAGUAAAAUAUUGGGAAUAGCAAUAGUUUUGACUUUGGAAUAGCUUGAGAGGUUUAAAUUUAAAGUUGUUAGUGAAUUUUUUUAUGUGCUAGACUCGUAGGGAAAUUAGGAAAUUUUUUGAUAUUGAUCUAGAAACUAUUGAAUGCUUUUCUUACCUUGUUGAAUGAAAUUGACCUUUGACAGUAACUUUAACCCGUCAACUGUCAAAUAUUGAGUGACUGGCUUACAAAUUGGCCAUCGAUAACCAUAAGCUCAAAGUUAGUGACACAAAAUUAAAAAUGUACCUAAAAUUAAGAAAUUUGCAAAUGUGAGUUUGCAAUGAAAAUUAAAAAUUUUAAGUUUUGAAAUAUUGCUUAGUUGAUAUGUAGGAGUUCAACUUUCAAUGUUUCCAAAUGAAAAGUGACAUGGGGCCAUAGACAAGAAUGAAGUGGCUAAUGCUUGGUCAAGUAGCGAGGCGUUACUGGUUCACUCCCGUCGCAAAGUAUCUUUGUCUACGGCCACCAAGGCGUGUGUGUGAUGUAAUGACAUUGUGGUGUUUAAAAAUAUUAAGUAUAAAAAUCUUCCCUUUUUCUAUAUGGUGCCCAAUUUUCUGCUUCCAAAGAUUUAUGUUAAUGACGAAUUUCUAGAUUAGAAAGUGACGCUUUAUAAUAUUAUGUUAUUUUAAAACUUGGGAUAAUGAAUAAUGUUUAGAAAUGUCUUAUUUUGUCCUGCCUACAACAAACUUCCAUUACCCUACCAUCGGGACGCAAUGUUUUGGUGUUGUGAACUGGAUUUUAUAUCUUUUUAUUUAAUACAACUUACAAAACUUUAAAUUUGAAUGAUGGACAAAGUAAGGCUGGAUUAAGAAUUAUUUUAUUGUGAUAACGCUCAUCCAAUGUUUUGUCUCGUUCUACGGAUAUGUAAAGGAUAAAGACAAGACACCAUAAUGCGAACUCUUCGCUUUGCAAGCGUUAUUGUGAUGUCCGCUAGUGUGUUAAAUAUUUUUAUCUCUUUCUAACUGUUAAAGUACGUCAGAGAUGGAACUAUUUGAAAUGAUGCUAGUUUUCCCAUUAUAUGAAAUCAUGGUUUUAGACAAUUGUGCCACAUUUCGGGCUGAUUCGGCUUAGCCACCGGGUCAGUUUACAGCACUACAUUUAUCUAGUCUUUAUUCAAAUCUUUUUCGUGAUUUUCCAAAGAAUGUUGAUAUUUCUUUUAGAUUGGACAUAACUUAAGAACUCAAUCUGUACUAAAAUGUAAAUCUUAUUCAAUUAUUUCUAUCAUUCAGCAAUUUUUAUCGAUAUAAACAUCGUUUAGUCAAAACUCUCAUUAACACAAAGACUGAAAGACUCUGAAUGUUAUGAUUAACAAAAUUAAUUUUAUCACCCAUGUAAAUUCGUUGUAGGAACUUGGUCCUUGGUUUAUGUAAUAUUUUAGAACUCCCGAAUGACAACCAAAAUAAUUUAUUUUCACAUUGACAGUGUAUAAAAUACCCACGCAAUAUGAAGUAAGUUGUACUGUUAAGUAAUGCCUAAGUUUAUACAAAAUGUUGAUUAGCAUUUUUUCUUAAUGAUAAGUCUAUCGCGAUAGCUUUCGAUUCGUCACAGUUCGAUUAGAAUCGGUUUUUAGUAUCGAUUGCUCCGUUUGCACUCAAAUUUGAUGCUGCCAGUAGUAUCGGUUAAAGAUCGACAUUAGGAAGACGAUUCCUUAACCAGUGUUAAAUAAUUUUAAGUUAACUUUGCGAGUAUGGAGUCGAUACGAUUUUAAUCGAGUCUCAAUGAUUUUUCGCUGACUUAUUUAUUGUAGAUAGUAAUAAAGCUUCGUAUUCAUUAGGUGACAUUUUGAUGGUGCGACAUGGCAGCCAUUUUGUUGUUCAAACAAUCGUGUUAAAGGCGGGUAUUGUAAUAUUACAAUUAACACCUGUAAGCUUACAGCGCAACUUUAAUAGCGAUUUCGAUUGAGUUCUCGUACCUACGACGCAAUUCCAAGUGUGCAAAAUUAGCGCUACGGAUAUUGAAAGUCUUCUUAUUGAAGUUACAUAGUAAGAUUGCUGGUAUUAAUACUUUUCAACGCUUCUGAGAUUUCCGAUGCAUAUCGGUGCAACACGUUUAAAAAUGAGCACUGUGACACAUCAGCUACGAAACGCCAACUAAGCAUUUUAAUAAGGAACUAUCACCUUUCAUAUUUGCGGUCUAGAUGGUCUAAGUCCACAGAAUAUAAAAAUGAAGGUCGAAUAACGUCUACGUCGAGUGUCAUUAAAUAAUGAAUUUUAUUUGUCUGUGGUCUGAAACUGAUAUAAGAUGCUUUUUUCGCUAGACAGGCUGUCGCUACAUGAGUUAAAUGUACAAUAAUGAAUACAUUGCUUAGAAUAAAUCAUUUUUGCGUAGGGCAAUGAGCUAGAGUGAUAUUUGAUUCCUAAACGGAAGUGAGUUAUAACGAUGAUUUGUUUUCUUACUGUAAGUAUAUAUAUGUACAUUUUGAACUUCCCUUACUUUAUUGUAAUAUUUUGCGUUGAAUUGUAUUUAUUUGAACAUUUUAAUUCGGCGGUAUAUAAUUGUGUAUAUAGAAUUUAGUUAUAGUUAAAUCCAAAUAUAUAAAUAUGCAAAAAUUACAUUUAUUUUUUGGCUGUAGAGUGUGUAUCGAGAUAGUGAUUAAUGAAUGCCACUUUAACGAACGUUCAGUUUACAAACUGUUAUAUAUAAAUUUCCGUUUUCUGAAUACACCUUACAUUCAAAACCCUAACUUGUAAUUGCUGGAACAAAAGCGUUGUCAAUAGACAAAACUUCUAAGCAUUAAGAACUUGACUAGUCGUUUAUUUAAAAAAAAGUAAUAAACAAUUUACUUAUAGCCCGAAAUGAUUUAUUUCUUACAAUUCUUUAUAUGGAUAUGUUGUGUGUAUCGUACAGCUAAAAUUUAUCGCAUAAAUGACUUCUGUUAAGUGGCAUACAUUAAAUCGUAUGAGUGCUUUAAAAUAAUUUCGCUUAGCAACGGUUAUUGUAAAUCCGUAUCUUCGUGGAAAGUUAGUGCUGGUCUAUAAAUCGCUCAAUGUUGGAUUGUCUCUGUCUCGCAGAAGAAUCUACUAAUAAUACAUUUUUUUUAUACGUGAAUAAAUUCAAUAUUUAUAUACAUCUCAUUAUCAGGGCGUUGUGGAAAAUUGAUUUCCGGCAAAUCUUUAUUAUCCCAAUUAAAAACUAUUUAGAUAUCUAAAAUGAACCUUUUUAAAUAGACAAAAAGGACAUAGUUCGGUUUGAGACUCCUUAUACCAUCUGUAAAAGAGGUUCCUUU